This is a messenger RNA of Charadrius vociferus (killdeer), 1211 nucleotides long. It is a transcript of the gene STK32A, whose product is annotated as serine/threonine kinase 32A. The record is from RefSeq and is a predicted model, not a curated record. Gene Ontology annotation, molecular function: G protein-coupled receptor kinase activity; ATP binding; G protein-coupled receptor binding. Gene Ontology annotation, biological process: G protein-coupled receptor signaling pathway; protein phosphorylation; regulation of signal transduction. The coding region runs from base 21 to 1211 and encodes 396 amino acids. Lineage: Eukaryota; Metazoa; Chordata; Aves; Charadriiformes; Charadriidae. The transcript has 12 exons.
GAGCCAGGGCUGAACACACCAUGGGCGCAAACACCUCCAGCAAGUCACCCCCCUUCAAUGAAAACGAAGAUGUCACCUUCGACCAUUUUGAAAUUUUGCGAGCUAUUGGAAAGGGCAGCUUUGGAAAAGUGUGUGUUGUGCAGAAGAACGACACCAAGAAGAUGUAUGCCAUGAAAUACAUGAAUAAACAAAAGUGCGUGGAGCGCAAUGAAGUGAGAAACGUUUUCAAGGAGCUGCAGAUCAUGCAGGGCCUGGAGCACCCCUUCCUGGUUAAUUUAUGGUACUCGUUCCAGGAUGAAGAAGAUAUGUUUAUGGUUGUAGACCUGCUGCUUGGAGGGGACCUGCGUUACCAUCUCCAACAAAACGUGCGGUUCCAAGAAGGCACCGUGAAACUCUUCAUCUGUGAGCUGGUGCUGGCCCUUGACUACCUCCAGAGCAGACACAUCAUCCACAGGGACAUCAAGCCUGACAACAUUCUACUGGAUGAGCAUGGGCACGUGCACAUCACCGAUUUCAAUAUUGCCACGAUGCUGACUAAAGAAAUACAAGUCACCACCAUUGCUGGCACAAAGCCGUAUAUGGCACCUGAAAUGUUUAACUCCACAAAACCCACCGCCUAUUCCUUUGCUGUGGACUGGUGGUCGCUGGGAAUCACCGCCUACGAGCUGCUCAGGACCCGGAGGCCGUAUCAUAUUCGCGCCAACACUUCCACACAUGAAAUCGCUCACGUGUUCAAGACAGCUACAGUGAUGUACCCCGCUGCUUGGUCCACAGAGAUGGUGUCGCUGAUCAAAAAGUUGCUCGAGCCAAACCCCGAGAAGCGUUUUUCUCAGCUGAAAGAUAUCCAGGACUUUCCGUAUCUGUCAGAUGUGAACUGGGAUGCUGUUCUCCAGAAAAGGAUAAUACCGGAAUUCAUUCCCACAAAAGGUAGACUGAACUGUGACCCGGCCUUUGAACUGGAAGAAAUGAUCCUAGAAUCCAAACCGCUUCACAAGAAAAAGAAGCGCUUGGCCAAGAAGGAGAAAGACACCAGAAAAAGCAAUUCCUCCCAGGCCUGCCACCUUCAAAAGCACCUAGAGAUGCUCCAGAGGGACUUCAUUGUUUUCAACAGAGAAAAAGUGAGACAUCUCCACAACGACACCCAGGAGACCGUAACACUGGCAAAAAGCAGAGGCGCGUACAAGGAGGACAAACAGAACAACAACCUCUGA